This is a messenger RNA of Culex quinquefasciatus (southern house mosquito), 8583 nucleotides long. RefSeq names its product serine-rich adhesin for platelets. The transcript has 6 exons. The record is from RefSeq and is a predicted model, not a curated record. NCBI's taxonomy places the organism in Eukaryota, Metazoa, Arthropoda, Insecta, Diptera, Culicidae. Bases 1869 to 4667 code for a protein of 932 amino acids.
UACCGAGCGCAUCAUCUCACGUUCUUUACGUUUCCCAGUGUAAUUUUGGUAUUGAUGAUUAAGGAAAAGGGAAGGGAAAAUUGCACACAUACAGGCACACAUACACGCGCGUGCACAAGUACAUACAGACAGACAAGUGGUGGAGUGGCAAACGAAUUAAAUAUUCAAAAAGUUUCAACUUUUCGAUAGGUGUGGUGAGAAUGUGCGUGUGUGUGCGAUUUAGGGCCAAUAUAGGGCCUUUGGAGUGACCACUGCGGGAUGUGGGGAGGAACCGACCCUGGCCGUGGCCAGUGAUCUUCCAGGUGGUCAGUUCGGGAAAGAAAAAGUCAAGGAAAAAACCGUUUUCCAGAGAAAUAUUCAGUGUCGAUUGCUCGAAAGCCAGCAAGAAGAAGAAGAUUUAAUCGAUUAACGAACGCACAUUGGCUCAAAUUUUGAAUUUGGUGGUGGAAAAGCUGGCCAACCCCCCCUCUGGGAGGGGGCAGCAGUGUGUGUGUGUGUGCGGUGUCGGUAUUGGUGCGAUUUUCCGGUAAUUUUCGGUUUUUUGGAUAAUUAGCAGAUCUGUGCGGUUUGAAUCACUCAGUGUGACGUGAGUUCGCCAUGUGUGCGCCAGAGAGUUGUGAAAUCGGAAUUGGUGGGAAGCAUUUAUUGAUCGCAAACCAGUGAUUUGAACUUGAAGAAAUUGAGGUGAAAAUAGUGUGUUCAAAUUGCAGUGAAUUGUUUUGUUAAAGCAGUGGAUUUUAAAACAGGGAUUACACGCUUCGGCGAGCUAAGGAUUUUGCAGCAACAACCAGCAUCACUUCACCGAGCAGCACCAGAAGCAGCCCCUCAGCUGACCCGUGUCUGCCGGAGAAAUCUCUGUACGUACGAAAACCAAAGUGGCAAUCAUGAAAAAGUGCUAGGAUAAUAAAAACCAGGAACCAGAAAGUGCUCCAACCCAGCCAGCCAAACGAGACGAGAGUGGGGUGAUAAAUCUUGACGAAUCUCAUCAUAAAUAACAGUGUUUGAGCUUUUUUUCUUUUGGUUAGCUGCACCCAUUUGCUUCGACGUCUGGGGGUCAGCUCACAUACGAGCAGGCUGAAAGGUGCUAAAAUUGCUUUGCAAGAAGCGGAAGGAAAAAGUGCUGGACCCUUGAACACAUAAAGAAAGGGUAUUUUCGUUCCGAACGUGCGCCCCAGCUGUAGGGGGGUAUUUCCGGGGCUCACCCUCUCGGAACGACAGAAUAAUCCUAAAGUGUGAAAGCUGCACAAAAAAAAAAACAAAAGCUAAUGACACAAAAGACACAUUUGUGCGAGUUUCUUUGAAACGGAAGGCUAAAAAUACACGACGCUUGAAAAAGUGAAUUUCCAUAAAAGAAAGAAAAAAGUUUUUGUUGGUAGAGGAAAAUUGUUCAAGAAGAAAAAAGUUUUUGCAAAACAAGCUAAGUGAACAUCAAUCGAGAAAGAAAGCAAGAGAAAAGUGAAAGUGAAACCAUCUGGUCUGAGAAGCUUUUUCCGGCGUGUUUCUAUUGUGCAAAAGAAUUGCUGUACGUGGGAGAGUGUUUUGUUGAAAAGAAAGAAAAAGUUUUUCCAGUGAUUUGAAAAACCGAACAAAAAGAAAAGGGAAACAAGUGCAAAGUGUUUUGUGGUGGCUUCACGCGAGAUUCAACAAGAAAGAAAAAAGCAGCAAAAAGAAACACAUUUCUUAGUGAGUGAUUAGCAGCAUCCGGUUUUGUUCGACUUGGCAGCCCCAGCAACCACCUACUCGCAUGGGAACAUGAGCUCAAAGGAUAUUUCAUCGCAGCUUCGUCGUGCUCGUAAUGAGUAAAGUUACAUCGGAGCAGCGCAUCCAUCAUACAUAGGAUUUUUAUAGCAGAGAAUGUUUCCAUAGCAAUGGGAAAAGCCGCGCGACGGUCCGUUGCGUCAGAUCCGUCGUCGCCGACCUUAUCCUUUUUGCAACGCUACUCUUCAACCGACCCCGCUGCCGCCACGUCAUCAACUGACGCAAAACGCACAUCCUCGCCCUUCUCGAGUUCACCCUUCUUCUUCAGCAGCAACAGCUCUCCAGCAUCCAGCAGUCCGUACCGAUCGCCACGAUCAUCGUCGGCGGAGGGACAGCCACAGACCACUUCCGGCGAUUCCGGCAGCAGCAGCAGCAGCAGUUCGGACUACUCCGACGAGCAUCCCUUAUUCGAACCCGAGGCCUACACGCCAUCGCCGCCGUUGGGCACCAGCCCGGAGCAGACCACACCGAAAUUCGGACUCAUCAGUUCAACUAGUAGUAGCGAAAGUAGUUUAGACACCAUCAGCUUAGCUAGCAGUAGUUCUACAACGACAACAACUAGUACUCAAGCUCCGACUGCAACUAGUAGAACACCAUCAACUUCCGUCGCCACUCCGACUACUCUUCUAACGACUGCUGCUAGUAUUAGACCUUCUUCUACCACUUCGACUGCCUCAACUACUAUCGCUGCUGUUGCCACACUCAAACCUUCGGAAGGCACUCCACCGUCGACUACUGCGAGUCCUGCUAGCACAGGUUCUCCCGGCACCAGUUCCACUCCCUCACUCUCACUGCCCUCGUCUCGUCUCUGCAGCAACCAGACGCAGGCCGACCGGGACCGGGAACGGCUCAGGAUGGAGUUUUACGCGACGUACGACGUGAUGACUGGCGUCCGGAUCGCUGCCACGCUCGGUGGCUUCUUUGGCCUUAUGGUGUUCCUGGUGAUCUACAAGAGCCGUAGCCGGUCCACGACCAAGGCGCUCAAGGAUCCCACGAUAGCGGCGGUGGCCGCGGCCGUCAUCCAGGAAGAGGAGGAACGUGAACUGCAGGAAGCGAUCGAAGCGACGGCCUUUUCCCUCCUCCAGGAGGAACUCCACAUAAACUUCCCGGGCCUGAAACGCGACCGGUUGAUGUCGCUCGGGAACGUGAGUGCGCCGCCGAUGCUGAACCGACCGCACCGAUUCUCGUCGGUUGGUGGCGGCGGGUACAGCAGCCUGUUGAACCCGCCGCCCCGUCGAUACUCGUACGCCAGCAGCCGGGGCCAUCGGAACAGUGUGUCGGUGUCGUCGCGCGUCCUCAGUGCCAUGGGCGAGAGCUUCGGGCAGGACGAUUAUUUUUUAGAGAGCGACGGCGAGGAAGCUGACGACGAGUUCGACCAGUUUACGACGACGGCGGACGUGGGCUACCCGCCGGGGAACUUUCUGGCCGUGCCGGGACGGGGGACGGAGUCCCGCCGCAGCAGCGCGAUGACCUGCUGCAGCACGGAGAGUUCCUUCCUGGAGCGACGCUGCUCGGCCAUCACGCUGGGUUUGUCCUCGCUGUCGCGCUCUCCGUCGCGCCAACAGAGCCGUGACGAUCCCCGAAGUAACGGCGGACCGUACUGUGGCGGCGGAACGGCUUCUGCGGCGGCCUCGGCUGCGGGGGCGACCUGCGCCGACUGGGACGCGUUCUACCCGGGCAUCAACAUCAUCGAGGCAACGCCGAAGAGUUCACCGUGUCCAAGCGAGAGGGUGGCGCACCGUGGGACGACGACUGCGACGACGACGGGUAGUUUGUGUGCGAGGGAGUUGUUUAGUGGGAUUGGGGGAAGUGGGAGUAGUAGAAGGCACCAGUAUCAGCUGUACGACGAUAGUUCGAUCGACUGCAUAUCGGAGUAUCCGGUGGAGACGGAUGUCGAGUUGGGACAGGUGAGGUCGCUGCGGCAUAAGAACUAUCACAGCAGUAGCAGCAGGGUGGACGAGGUUAGUAUAGCGAACCAUCGGAAUCCGGUGGCGGUGGGGAUUGUGGGGGUGGCCAGCGGUUCCGGAGUUCGGCGUGCCCCGUUGGCGUCGCUAAGUUCCUUCAAGAUGUCGUCGGCGGAUGGUCCCGACAGUGACCAGCGGAGUUGCGGGUCGGACUCGGUGUUUGACGAGAGCUGUGCGGACACCGACGAAGAUCUGCAGCAAUUCAGCACGGACAGCGACGAGCUGAGUAUUCCAGAUGACGAGGAGGAGGAGGUUCAGCAGGUUCAGCGUUCCAGGCCGGCGGUGGCCGGUCCUAGCAAUCAGCAGCAGCAGACAGGUGCUAGCAGUAGCAGUGGUGGUGGUGGAGUUCGUGCCAGUGAUAGUAUUUAUGUCGAUAUCGAAAAACCAAAUGAUACUAGUUGUUUAAGUAGUCUUUCAAAUAGAUCGAAGCUGAAACCGGACAACAGCCGGGGCAACAACCUAGUGACUAGAAUCGAAACCAAAGCAAUCAUCGAAAGACAGCAACAAAAUGACAGCAGCAGCAACAGCCGGGACCGGUCACCGUCCCCGCGGUCCACCGCGACGACGGUGCUCAAUCCCCCUAGCAGUGUCAGCUCUAGCGCCGCCACCACCAUCGCCGUUAGCCAUAACAGUAAGGACAACAAUAACACUAGCACUAGCAGUAAAAACAGCAAACAUCACCACACUAGCAGUAAGAGCAAAAACGACGAUAAUAGCAAUCAAAAGCAGGUCGAACGCGACCCGGACACUAAUAAUAAAUGCGUUGAAGUUAAUGUUAUAAUUAAAAACCAUAGCCAGCAUCACCACCACAUCAAAAGCCCCUCUGUGAUUCUCGAGCUCCCGAUACUGACGAUCGACGAGGACAGCUCGCAGUCGCCGCUGUCGCCGGUGGAUCCGUGCGUGCCCGGUCCCUCGCGGAAGUGGUCCAAGGAGACGCUGUUCUAGUUGCGACUGUUUGUUACUGUUACACACUGUUGUUGACGAACCCCCGCCCCUCUAGAGAAUCCUUCGUUCUACUUCUUCACCCAUCGAUCCGUCCAGCAAAAAAAGCAAGUUUAGUGACGAGACACUUCCAAGAGACGAUGACGGGAGUAGAGUUUGACUGACACUUCGCUGUUGCGGAAGAGCAUGCGUCUCCAUUGAAGUGUAUGAAAGGGCAACGUUUUAGUGGGGACGCGUGGUGCUUCAAAUAACUUGGUGAUUACUCUUGAGGAAAAUCGAUUGUUCAUUUUGUCAUCUAUUUCUUAUAAACAUAUAACAAUUGAGUUAAAUUUCGAUGUAAUUUUUCUAUUUAUUUCAAUACAUUUGAACUGUCAAUAGUGUAAUGAUUCAUAUUGAUUAUCAAAAUUUAACAAAAAUGAUAGUAUUUUUGUGCACAAUAAAAAAAUGAUACUAGUUGAUCACUUUAUUUCAAAAUUAUAACUUAAAAGGAGAAAAAACAUUUUUGACUCUCUCAAAAAUUCAAGGUAUAAAAUUCGCGAUUUUUUAUCGAUCGUUCUCGGCCUACGUACAACACAGGCCAAAAAAUCUAAAUUCAGUCAAAUUUUAGAAGCCUAAAAAUCGACGAGUCAUAAGAUCAAAACGUUAUGUUUUUGACAUGUAAAAAAAACAGGUUUGAUACAAAAAACAUAACUUCAAAAUUUAUUUUUUUAAAGUUGUAAAGUGAUUGUCGAUUGCAAAUUCGAUCUAAAAUAAAAAAAAUCAAGUGAAAAGAAGGUUUUGAUCAUGAUUUAAACAUUUGCUAAAAUCCAAACAAACUUUGAUUACCACAGCUGUAAAAGCUGAAAAGGUGUCAUUUUAAUUAAUCUUAAACAAAUACAGAAAUAAAUAAAAAUCAUUAAGGAUUUUUUUGUCAAAAUACUUUUGUCGAUAUAACAUUAUAUUUUCUUCACCAAUUUGUGAACCCUAAUAGAAAUCUAUUUUUCAUUUCUUUGUUCUUUUAUGUCACGGAAGAUUGUUCUUUACAUGAAAUUAUCAACCAAAUAGACCAUUUAAUGCUGUGCAAAUAUAGAUUCUGAAAAAAUUAUCAACUUUAAAAAAUAUCCUGAUGAAUGAUCAAAAUAUAAUUAUUUUGGUUUCAAUUCAAAAUAUUUUCCAGUUAGCAAUCACUGAUUUCUUAAUAUGUAUCUUUACUUAAAUACUUCUAAAAGUUAACUACAAUUAUAAAUUCUCUAUCCUGAUUGCUCCUGAUCCUGAAUGUUACUAUUGUUAGAAUGUUUGCUUUUAUCUGAUAAUUAAAAAUAAAUCAACUCAUUUAAAAAAAACUGACCAAUCUUUUAAAUCGAAUCAAAACAGAGAUGUUAAGCCAAUUUAAAAAUGAUUUUAAUUGAAUAUUUUUAUGAAAACAAAAUAAACAUAAAGAUAUUAAACUACAAAAAGCCAAAACUUUUACAAAUUAAUAACUUGAUAAUUCCGAAAAUAUUUUCUUUUUAACAAAUGAGGUUGCAUACUUAUUUAGCGAAUGUUGUCCCAUUUUUUAUGUUUGUUUCCUUUUCAAUUCUUCAAAUAUUUUAUAUACAAUCUAUAUAAAAAUGCAUAGAAAUAUAUAAUCUAUAUAAAAAAAGUAUAUAUAAUCUAAAUAAACAUGCAUUGUGCGUGAAAUUGUUGUUGAUUAUUUAUAUUUUUAUUACAAACAGUUAAGUUUCAUGUAUAAUUUUCAAUGACAUUUGGAUGACCCCAUGAACCACAUCUUUGAUUGGAGGAAAGAUCUAUACAACUUGAAAAAAAUAUAUUGCGAGGUUUCUCUUCAUUUCUAAUAAUAUAAAUUAAAGUUUAACUUACUCACAAGCUACCAUAGACUCAAACGUUGCUUGAAGUAGAAAAAUUUGGUCACAUGAAAAUUAAUUAAAGAUCUAUAUUUUUUUAAUUUUAUCUUUCUUUAAUUAAAAAUGCUACAUUUAUUUCAAAAUUAUUAUUGAAAAUUUUUAAGAAUCAAAUUCCGUAACUCAGGAUUUGUAAUAAAUUGGGUUUUUAAUCCUCAUUCAUUCCUGAAAUAAGCAAAAAUUUUACCAAAAAUCAUGAAUGAAAAUAAAUAGUAAUUUAAUUAUGAAUGAUUGGAAAAUCAUUGUGAGAUCAAUAAGCAGCCUGUCCCAGAUACCAUAAACCGGGGUAAAAUUGAUAGCCAGGGUGACAUUGAUGGUAUCAACAUUUUUAGCAAUAUGAAAAAUACAAAUUUUAUAUAAACGGGAUGGGUUGGAAUCAUACUGAGUAAAGAAGUAAAGAGUAAAGUAAAGAAGUGUUAAAAGUACAUAAAGAAACAGUUUUCAACCAAAUUUGAAAAGCUUCAAAAGUCAGAUAAUUAUAAUUGAGAAAACAUUACAUUAAGGAUUAUUUAAAAACAUUCUAAAAUUCGGACAUUUUCACAAAGAGCUUAUAAAAGUCUCUUUAAUCAAAGAGUUAUUCCAAAAAAAAUUAAAAAUAUCUUCUGAUUUAUUUAUUUAUUUAUUUAUUUAUUUAUUUAUUUAUUUAUUUAUUUAUUUAUUUAUUUAUUAUUUUUUUCAAUAGAACAAGAUUCUUAGCAUAUUUAGCAAAUUCAUGAAUCAUGCUACAAAGAAGGUUUUAAUGACAAAAAAAUAGAUAUUUUUUUAUAAAAAAAGUCAAUUCCUUAUAAAUUUUGGAAUUUUUAUGAAUUUUCUAAAGUACUUGGAAAUUGUUAAUGCAUAACCUCAAAUUAAAAAACAUUUUAUCAAAAGUUGAUUGCUAAGUUAAACAUACAUUUUAGUAUGAUUUUUUUCAAACUUAACCUACAAAGUAUUUUUUGAUGUAAAAUUGAAAAAGUCGUUGAUCAUGGUCGUUCUUUGUAGAAGAUUGCUACACUCUAAAAAAAUAAUCGUGCAAAGUUUCAAAAAACAUGAAAUUUCAAAAUUUGAAACUGUAUUUUCGAGAUUCUGAGUAGGCCAUUAAAUCGGGCGUCCAAUCUUAAAUAAAUGUCCCUUUGAAACCAAAUUUCCAAAUCGUCAUCGUAUUUUAUUUUAUUUUAUUUUUUUUAUCGUAUUUUUUCGAAUGUUUAAAAUGGAAGGGGUUGUACGGCCCCACCGUAACAAGAUAUCGAAAAAUGGAGCUCGAAUCGUGGUCUGGGACAAAAAACACCCUUAAAGACAAAGUUUUUCCGUAAAUCGAAAAGGGAUCGGGGCAACUUUUUCCGAUUUCUUGUGAGUUGGCGAAGAAUUACCUAUUUUUUUUAUUUUGAAAUGUUAAAUUAAAUUAGAAUGCAUAGAUAUUUCUACAAGAGUAAUCAUCAUGCGACUUUACUGUGCUCAACUCAAUUCUGUCGAGUUGAGUUGCACACACAUUAGAGAAAAAAAAAAACAAUACUGUAAUCACAUAUCCAAGACAAUACCCUGCAACAACUUUGGGAUUCCAAACCAUCAAAACAUUACGCAAACGCAUCAUUCUAUAAAUCAAACAUUCUAAUCACGAGAAACAACAAAAACAAAAGUUCACAUUUUAUCGAUAGAAAAAAAAACAACCUUUUUGACUGUGCUUAACGACCGAGGGAUCUCCACUGAUAACCCGACUAGAAAAGAAUAAAAAAAAACUCUCUCCAAAAUCGGUUCAAACUGUGCGAAAAAAUAGUGUACUUAGCGAAACAAAAAAAAAAUAGAAAGAUUUAACAAAAUAUAUAUUUCUAGAUGCCCGAAGCAGGUAAGCAAAAACAAUCGUUAAAGAGUAAAAACAAAUGAAUAAAAUCAAAUAUAGUGGACCUUAGCUAACGAUUAACCGAGGAUCAAGAUUUGUUUUUAUUUUGAGUUUUGUUAAACGUUUCCGAGUUGUUGAGUUCGAGAACAUUUUGUGGAAAUACGAAAAUCGAUCAAGUUUAAUAGUGUCACAGAGAGAGAGGGAAUAUGUUGUUGCGAAAAAA